GACUCGAGAAGCUGCACAACACCAGCCAACCCCUUUCACCAAAGCAACCAACUGAACAGGACCAACGAAACCAAAAACAGCAACACGGAAAGCAACACCAAAAUGGCCACGCCCAAACCCCUCCGCCAAACAACCCACCCCCCUCUAAUCCUCAACCCCCUCCAGCGCACCCCCCUCCUCAACACCUCCACCCACCACCCCUCCCCCGAACCGACCCUCCCCAUCGCCCACAGCAAACACCACCCGCAGCACCUCCAAGCCCACCCCGAGCAACCCCCUCCUGAGAAGGCGGGGACAAAAGAAAAAGAAAAAGAAACCGAAUCCGACCCCGCCUCCAUCUUCUUCAUCGGCACCGCCACCACCCUCAUCACCCACCCCCCCCUCCGCAUCCUAACCGACCCCAACUUCCUGCACGCCGGUUCCCACAUCCACCUCGGCCCCGCCGUGUCCGCCACGCGGCUCACCGACCCCGCCAUCCCCGACCUCGCCGCCCUGCCCCCGCUAGAUGUUGUGCUGGUGUCGCAUUACCACGAGGAUCAUUUUGAUCGGGGGGUGCAGCGGGCGUUGGGGCGGGAUGUGCCGAUUGUGACGACGAGGCAUGCGAAGGGGUGUUUGGAGGGGGUUGGGGAGGAUGAGGGUGGGGGGUUUAGGAGGGUUUGGGGGCUGGGGGAGUGGGAGGGGGUGGUUAUGCCGUUGGCGGAUGAGUAUGUUGAUUAUGUGAGGGGGGUUGGUGGUGGUGAUGCCAAUGGUGGUGGUGGUGGUGGGGAUGGUCUGGAUGGGGGGAAGAGGGCGGCGGUGAGGGUGACGGGGCUGCCGGGGAAGCAUGUCCCGCCGGGGCCGAUCGAGGUGGCGAAUGAGUUGCUCGGGGCGGUGCCGCCGACGAAUGGGUGGUUGGUGGAGUUGGGGUGGACGAACGGGGAGGAAAAAGGGGUGGAGGGGUUUGAGACGGGGUAUAGGAUUUAUAUCUCGGGGGAUACGCUUAUGGUGGAUGAGUUGAAGGAGAUACCGGAGCGGCUGCGCGGGGAUAAGAUCGAUCUGAUGUUGGUGCAUCUGGGCGGCACGACGAUUCCUGGGCCGAAGAUGCCGUUGCUCAUGGUCACGAUGGAUGGGGAACAGGGGGUAAAGCUGAUGCAGCUGGUGGAUCCGGACGUGACGGUGCCGAUUCACUUUGACGAUUAUGAUGUGUUUUGCUCGCCGCUGGACGACUUCAAGAAGCAGGUGGAUGCGGCUGGGUUGGGGGACAAGGUGGUGUAUUUGGACCGCGGGGACGAGUACCGGUUCACAGUCAGGGGGGGAGAGGCAUGAUGAUGAUCCGUCGUCUAUUCAGUGCAACUUGAAAACAAAAACAAAAAGAAAAGCCAGAGCGCCGUUUACUCCUACA
This is a messenger RNA of Chaetomium fimeti, 1381 nucleotides long. RefSeq names its product beta-lactamase-like protein. The record is from RefSeq and is a predicted model, not a curated record. The coding region runs from base 103 to 1305 and encodes 400 amino acids. The transcript has a single exon. NCBI's taxonomy places the organism in Eukaryota, Fungi, Ascomycota, Sordariomycetes, Sordariales, Chaetomiaceae.